CCCAGAGAGAAAAUCUGCCUUGUCCUACCUACAGCCAGUGAAAGACUGAGGCAGGACUGGAAUCCUGCCAUGGUGGCUUUGUCAAUGGUCCUUGGGUUCCUGUUGGCCUUGAGCAAAGGUGAGAGGGAACAGGAUACCAAGAUCCCGUCUCCAGGGAAGGCCACAGAACACGGGGAUCCUGCCCUGUCUCUGCCAGGGUCUUGCCAGCCAGCCCCCUCCUGCCAGCAGUGCAUCCUCUCACACCCCAGCUGCGCGUGGUGCAAGCAACUGAACUUCACAGCAUCGGGAGAGGCGGAGGCAAGGCGCUGCGCCAGGCGAGAGGACCUGCUGGCUUGGGGCUGUCCCCUAGAGGAGCUGGAGGAGCCCCGCGGCCGGCAGGAGGUGCUGCAGGACCACCCCUUCAGCCAGGGCGCCCGCGGCGAAGGCACGGUCCAGCUGGCGCCGCAGCGGGUCCGAGUCACACUAAGGCAUGGGGAGCCCCAGCGGCUCAGGGUCAGCUUCCACCGUGCCGAGGGCUACCCAGUGGACCUAUACUACCUUAUGGACCUGAGCUAUUCCAUGAAGGACGACUUGGAGCACGUGCGCAAGCUCGGGCAUGACCUGCUGCUCCGGCUGCAGGAGGUCACCCAUUCGGUGCGCAUAGGCUUCGGCUCAUUUGUGGACAAAACAGUGCUGCCCUUCGUGAGCACAGUGCCUUCCAAGCUGCGCCACCCCUGCCCCACCCGGCUUGAGCCCUGCCAGCCACCCUUCAGCUUUCACCACGUGCUGUCUUUGACAACUGAGGCAAAGGUCUUCGAGCGGGAGGUGGGGCUCCAGAAUGUGUCUGGCAACCUGGACUUGCCUGAAGGUGGCUUUGAUGCCAUUCUGCAGGCUGCAGUCUGCCAGGAGCAGAUUGGCUGGAGAAAUGUGUCCCGGCUGCUGGUGUUCACCUCAGAUGACACAUUCCACACAGCUGGGGAUGGGAAGUUGGGUGGCAUUUUCAGACCCAGUGAUGGACGCUGCCACUUGGAUAGCAAUGGCCUCUAUAGCCGCAGCACAGAGUUUGACUACCCCUCUGUGGGUCAGGUAGCCCAGGCCCUCUCUGCAGCAAAUAUCCAGCCCAUCUUUGCCGUCACCAGUGCCACGCUGCCUGUCUAUCAGGAGCUGAGUAAAUUGAUUCCUAAGUCCACAGUAGGGGAGCUGAGUGAGAACUCCAGCAAUGUUCUACAGCUUAUCAUGGAUGCUUAUAAUAGCCUGUCAUCCACUGUGACCCUUAAACACGUUUCACCCCUUCCUGGGGUCCACAUCUCUUAUGAAUCCCAGUGUGGAGGACCUGAGGAGAGAGAUGGUAAAGCUGGUGACUGGGGCCAGUGCAAUCAUGUCCGAAUCAACCAGACGGUGAAUUUUUGGGUUACUCUCAAUGCCACCAACUGCCUCACAGAGACCCAGCUUCUGAGGUUUCGGGCCCUUGGCUUUUCAGAGGAGCUAACCGUGGAGUUACGCACACUGUGUGAUUGUAAUUGCAGUGACAACCAGCGUCGGGCUCCCCACUGCAGUAAUGGCCAUGGGCACCUGCAAUGUGGGGUGUGCAGUUGUCACCCUGGGCGUCGGGGUCGGCUCUGUGAGUGCUCUGAGGAUGAGCUGUCCUCCCCGGAUCUGGAGUCUGGGUGUCGGCCCUCCAAUGGGACAGGUCCUUUAUGCAGUGGGAAGGGACAUUGUCAGUGUGGACACUGUAGCUGCAGUGGACAAAGCUCUGGGCGUCUAUGCGAGUGUGAUGAUGCCAGCUGUGAGCGACACAAAGGCAUUCUCUGUGGAGGUUUUGGCCGCUGCCAAUGUGGAGUGUGUCACUGUCAUGCCAACCGCACAGGCAGAGCCUGUGAGUGCAGUGGGGCUGUGGAUAGCUGUGUUAGUCCUGAAGGAGACCUCUGCAGUGGUCAUGGACACUGCAAAUGCAACCGCUGCCAGUGCCUGGAUGGCUACUAUGGUGCUUUAUGUGAUCAGUGCCCAGGCUGCAAGACACUAUGUGAGAGACACAGGGAUUGUGCAGAGUGUGGGGCCUUUGGAACUGGUCCCCUGGCCACCAAUUGCAACCAAACUUGUGCCCAUGCCAACGUGACUCUGGCUUUGGCCCCCAUCCUGGAUGACGACUGGUGCAAAGAGAGGACCCAGGACAACCAGCUAUUCUUUUUCCUGGUCGAAGAGGCAGCCGGAGGCAGGGUCAUGCUGAGAGUGAGACCCCAAGAAAAGGGAGCAGACCAUACCCAGGCCAUUGUGCUGGGAUGCGUAGGGGGCAUUGUGGCAGUGGGACUAGGGCUGGUCCUAGCUUACCGGAUCUCAGUGGAAAUUUAUGACCGCCGGGAGUACAGUCGCUUUGAGAAGGAGCAGCAGCAACUUAGCUGGAAGCAGGACAACAAUCCUCUCUACAAAAGUGCCAUUACGACCACCAUCAAUCCUCGCUUUCAAGGAGCAGAGAAUCCUCUCUCUGAAUAG
Molecule: messenger RNA, 2469 nt
Organism: Orycteropus afer afer
Lineage: Eukaryota; Metazoa; Chordata; Mammalia; Tubulidentata; Orycteropodidae
Gene: ITGB7
Product: integrin subunit beta 7
Biological process (GO): cell-matrix adhesion; cell migration; cell adhesion mediated by integrin
Cellular component (GO): cell surface; focal adhesion; integrin complex
Molecular function (GO): integrin binding
Source: RefSeq, a predicted model, not a curated record